Messenger RNA from Gloeophyllum trabeum ATCC 11539, 712 nucleotides. RefSeq names its product 60S ribosomal protein L27a. Gene Ontology annotation, biological process: translation. The record is from RefSeq and is a predicted model, not a curated record. The transcript has 5 exons. Lineage: Eukaryota; Fungi; Basidiomycota; Agaricomycetes; Gloeophyllales; Gloeophyllaceae. Gene Ontology annotation, cellular component: ribosome; cytosolic large ribosomal subunit. The coding region runs from base 64 to 507 and encodes 147 amino acids. Gene Ontology annotation, molecular function: structural constituent of ribosome.
GAGAGUAGCCGGCCAAUCUCGAGAGUGUAUCCAUUCGACACCCUCUUCGUCCUCCUCAAGAAAAUGCCCACCCGAUUCUCCAACACUCGCAAGCACCGUGGCCACGUCUCGGCCGGUCAUGGACGUGUGGGCAAGCACCGCAAGCACCCAGGCGGUCGCGGUCUCGCCGGUGGUAUGCACCACCACCGUAUCAACUUCGACAAGUACCACCCUGGUUACUUCGGUAAGGUCGGUAUGCGCCACUUCCACCUGACCCGCAACGCACACUGGCGCCCGAUCAUCAACGUCGACAAGCUAUGGACGCUUGUGCCGGAUGAGGAGAAGGAGGGCUUGAACGAGAACUCGGAGGUGGUCCCUGUUAUUGACACGCUGCGUCACGGGUACGCAAAGGUUCUGGGUAACGGACAAUUACCCAAACUUCCCUUCAUUGUAAAAGCACGGUUUGUCUCUCAGAUCGCGGAGCGGAAAAUCAAGGAGGCUGGCGGUGUCGUUAAGUUGGUUGCAUGAGUGUUCUGCUGUCAUUUGUCUCAUUUCUCUACCAUCCUACGGCAUACAGCAUAUGUUUUACUAUGACGAUUCCGCGACUCGCUAUGUCAUGCUUUUUACCGGCAAGUUGUGUGAGCGUCUGCUUACCUGGCGUAGGUAUUCCGCCUGUCGCCCAGAGGCUCUCCAGGAAUGAUACUGUUCGUUAAUGAUCAUGGCAAGGUUUGCU